AUGUUAUUUGAUCGGCAGCCGACACGUCUUUGGAGAUGGUCGCUGCUGAGGAUGUUCUUCACAGCGUCGUCCCAGGCCAGCGUUGCAGCUGCGCUCGCAAACGACCGACCUGAAAAGACGGUAGCGUGGAGGCGGUCGACAGGUUACUCUCUAGACAGGCGAGCAAGCCAGUCGAUGGCGUACGUGGUCAGAGGCAGCGAGAGAAGCGCCGUGUACGCGUGCAGGAAGACCCCUCACCGCCGAGAUGGCGUAGAAGAACGCGUCCGGAACGAAGUACUGCUCGAUCAGGGGCUCCAACUCGGUCUCUUUGAGCGUCGGCCCCAGACGGCCUCCGCCCAGUGCACUCCCGCUUAUUUCUUCGACCCGACGCACCAGCCUCUUCUCAACCCCCUCGGCCAUCAAUAUUUGGACGCUCGACCCCCCGCAAAUUUGUCUCUGCGACGCCACGCGCGCUCAUCCCCUCGAUUACUCCCGCCUUGGGCCCGCAUAUUCAUCUUCGUCUGCGACCUACAUCUGUGCCCGCAAGCCUCCUCCAGCCCCGCACGCACGCACGACCUCUCGACCCCUCCUCUCGUCGACGCCUCAUUCACUCCUCCAUCGUCCUGCCUCAUCGCUGAGACCUCACCCACGUUCCACCUCGCGCACGCUCCACUCCCCCAUUCUCAUACCCUCUCUUCUCCUCGUCCUCUCGUCCCCACGCACGCUAUACCUUUCGCCCGCUCAACUUCAAACAUCCUCGACUUGUCUUCCCUUCGCCCUCCCAACUCUCCUCGAUCCUCGCUCUUCACUCCCUCGACCUCUCAUGCAUCGACUGUUCCGCCCUCGACCUAA
Heterobasidion irregulare TC 32-1 is the source of this 831-nucleotide messenger RNA. RefSeq lists its product as uncharacterized. The coding region runs from base 1 to 831 and encodes 276 amino acids. The record is from RefSeq and is a predicted model, not a curated record. NCBI's taxonomy places the organism in Eukaryota, Fungi, Basidiomycota, Agaricomycetes, Russulales, Bondarzewiaceae. The transcript has 2 exons.